CUUCUUGUGUGAUGCUCAUUGUAUCUUUCAAUCGUUUACCUAUACACCAUUGCAGAGGACUUAAUUUGAUGAUAUAUUCAUGAUAUAUUCAUUUGUGAUUAUCCUAUCUUCAACAUUCGGACUUCGACUUUUUGUUUUUCAAACUUGACACCAGUUGAUGUUUACACUUCUUCAUGUGAACUACAUUUGUUAAUGCCAGUUGUGUCAAGUGCCUUCUUUUCACUUAAAUUCAAAAUUACCAGAUGUCUGUGAUUUAAGAUUUAUUAUGACCUUUGCAUCACUUUGUUGUCUGAUAUAUGAAGGCAAUUUUCUCUUGAAAGAAGAAGACAGGCUUCCCUCCCUAAGUUGUGACCUGGGUGACAUUAGCAUUUCAUCCAGUGAAAUUGAUCAAUUCUUCCAAAGCUUCAGUGAAUUUUCACUGCCUCCGGAUGCUUCCCAAAUGCAAGUGGAAACGGAGGGGUCACACCUGUCAACGCUGACAUCAUGUGACCUCACUUCAUUCUUCUUUGAAGACCUUCAGAGGCCUAGAGAUUUGAAUGUGGAAAAUCCUGUUCAAGCUCAAUUUUACCAUAACCUCAACCCGUCAUUUGUCUCAGAAGAUGAAGCUACAAUGACACCAACUUAUCCUGGUGGCAUCACACCUCAGAAUAUUUCCCGUGCUAAUUCACCAACAUGGAGUGAAAGCAGUGGGAGUAUGAGCACCAGCAGUGUUCCAGGAACCCCUACAGGCACACAGAGUCAGUCUUCCAAGAAUAGCAACAACCCUUUACCUAGACACAAGCGACCUUCUCACAAAAGAGCAGAAAUAAAGCGCAGGGAUAAAAUAAAGACAUGUUUAGAUGACAUCAAAGACUGCAUCCCAUCAUUAAGGGAUAAAGGAAAGCUUAGUGAAUCUGCAAUAUUAUCAAAAGCGGCUGAAUACGUUCGCCAUCUGAAAGACGGUUGCACAGAGCGAGGGAACAAAGCAGAAGAGCUUCGCCGUGAGAUUGAGUGCCUGAGCACAGAGAUUCAUUCAUUCCAAGAAAACUUACCAGCGACAGGUUUAAAUGAUGAACCUCUACCUGCAACUAGCCUGGAUGAUCUUUAUCUACAAUGGAGAGAAGAAAAUAGUCAACGGUCUGCUAAAUUUUGUAUAUUUGCUUCUAUCACUUCCAAAUUGUUUGAUACCUUUAAAGAAAUCAUAGGACCUGUGACUACAUUGAAUGCAUUGACAGCAAAGGCUCAAGAAUGGCAGACAAAAUUUCUGGCUCUUCCAGUUCUUAGGAAAGUGAUUCUUGGAGGUAUGCUGGAACUAAGUCGUCAGGACAGUAUUGUGAUGACACCUGACAAACUGCAGCUACAAGUUGGAGCAUCAAACGCCAGGGUCAAGAUGGAGGAUACCUUCUCAUGACAGCAUCUCACAUUAUCAUAUUCAUAAACAUAUGUUUCAAAGUAAAUACUGAUAAAAGAAGUCCACUGUACUGGUAAACUUUCAUUAAGAAUGUAAUUACAGCUGUGACUUUGGUAAGGCAAUCUGAUCCAACACAGAUGAGGAUGUGUCAGUAAGAUAACUUCUCUUGUCAUCUGAAUCAUUUUUUAGGGAAGGUUUGUGUUCAUUAUGUUUACUUUGACAUGUCAUAUUGAGACAGCCAUCAGAUGUCUCACUCAACUGUGAUCGUAAAGCGUGGGUUAUACAGUAUUCUUAUUUUCUAUUGAAAUUUUAUUGGUUGAUAUAACUUGAAUUUAGAAUAUUAUUCCAUGAAUUUCUUAAGGCAGGUCAUUAUAUGUUUAUUACCAUUUUGAAGAGGAAAAAAAUUAGUAGAAUUAAUCAUGAAAUUGAGAAACAUGGGUCUACAUACCAAUAGAACUUUCUAGGCAUGCAUUAGUUUAAAAUUAUUAGUGAAUUGAAUUAAAGGUUUAUUGUCAGUAUCUUUUUUUUUUAUUGUUUGCUAAUUCACUAUGUACAGGUAUUCUUUAUGAAAAUAUAGCAACAUUUUUAUACUUUUCUGAAAGUUUUAAAAGCAUGUGAUACCUUAAGUCACCCCCAUACUUUAGUUUAGCUUUAAAAUUUGCUGGACGUUUGGCUACACACACUGUUUAAGUUGACUUGUUAUUUUGUUAUUUAUACUUUGUUGUACAUUUUGUAAAUAGUGAGAAAGAGUGUGCACCACUAAUUGAAUGAGAAAGAUGCUUCCUUUAGAGCAUCAUCGUAUUGAAUGAAUUCAAUCCAUUUUAUUUUAGUAAGUUUGCAUUUUUUUAUUUGGCUACCUACAUGUCCAAUAUUACAUUUUCUUGUUUAUACUUUCACAUUUCUUUGUUAUUUUCAAAGAGAUGUACAUCUUGCAUUUUUCUUUGAUUGUACAGCACAAAUGUAAAGAAACUAAAAGAGAAAAUGUUAAAAAUUAUUUUAUGGCAUUUUAAUUUCUGAUUUUCUUGUAAGAUAUUUGUUGUCUAUGUACAUUGGGAUCCAUUGACUGGACACAGAGGCUAGUGUUUCUCAGCAUCUGGCUUGUGGACAUUUGUGUGCUGGUUAAAAAAACAGCAAACUAUUGUAUUGUCAUGUGGACAGUUGCUCAUUAUUGUGAACUUAUUCUAAAGGCCAGCCAGUGUCUAGCAGGACUUGAAACAAAUCAUAAUGACAGUGAGACCCAGUACAUUGCUUACAAAGUUUUUAUGUUUUGUUUGGGAAAGAGUUUGCUCUUAAACAAAAUAUUUGUAAAGAUUAAUAAAAAAAAAAGUCAAUUAUUUAUACAUAUA
Molecule: messenger RNA, 2736 nt
Organism: Biomphalaria glabrata
Lineage: Eukaryota; Metazoa; Mollusca; Gastropoda; Planorbidae
Product: MLX-interacting protein-like
Exons: 7
Coding region: 266-1390 (374 amino acids)
Biological process (GO): regulation of transcription by RNA polymerase II
Cellular component (GO): nucleus
Molecular function (GO): protein dimerization activity; DNA-binding transcription factor activity, RNA polymerase II-specific; RNA polymerase II cis-regulatory region sequence-specific DNA binding
Source: RefSeq, a predicted model, not a curated record